Aspergillus piperis CBS 112811 is the source of this 437-nucleotide messenger RNA. RefSeq lists its product as uncharacterized. The record is from RefSeq and is a predicted model, not a curated record. The transcript is spliced from 2 exons. Bases 1 to 351 code for a protein of 116 amino acids. Lineage: Eukaryota; Fungi; Ascomycota; Eurotiomycetes; Eurotiales; Aspergillaceae.
AUGCAAAUUGAGAUUCUCACACCACCGCUCUUGUUCAAGGAGCCCUUCGAUCACAACACGGAGGUGAUUCUAGUCGAAGGGAUUAAGAUUUUGAAGCCAGCUUUGCUUCUCAAUGCAAAAUGUGGCUCAAUUACUGGUCGAUCUACGGAGGACAAGAGGAAGACUGACUAUUUUGAUAUUAACUUUCUCCUCAAAUUCUACGCUCAGAACCCAGAAUACCUUCCAAGGGCUGACGAAGUUCCAAGAGUGACAAAGCAGCUCGUUGACGUUCUUGUUCGUCUUUAUGGAGGUGAAGAUGCAUGGGUUCGAGCUGGGUAUGACUUGCGGACAGGGCGUUUCAACAGAAACUAAACUAAUCCAGCAAGUGAUGGGUUUUGCCAAUACGUACGAACUGUGGAGGAAUCAUGCAUCGGUUACUAUAGGGUGCAUUGACAAAC